Messenger RNA from Nerophis lumbriciformis (worm pipefish), 2372 nucleotides. RefSeq lists its product as uncharacterized. Lineage: Eukaryota; Metazoa; Chordata; Actinopteri; Syngnathiformes; Syngnathidae. The record is from RefSeq and is a predicted model, not a curated record. Gene Ontology annotation, cellular component: membrane.
AAUUUCUUUGUUUUGUUAAAAUUGUGUUUUACAAUCGGUCUUCUUGGCACUUGACUCAAUUUAAACUUUUUAAAUGAAACUUUUAAUAGGACGUCUGGUAAAAAUGUUCUUCCGUGUUGUGGGCGGGGCUCUUUUGCUACGAGACACUUUUCCGGAAAUGCUUGUACGCUUGGUGAUGGCCGAACUACCGAGGAAGUUACAAGCCUGCCUGGUGGUCAUCUCCGGGAUUUUAACCUGCUGCUGCAGUGGACAUACCAUUUUCAAAAAGGCGGGUGAUGAAGUUGUCCUUAGGCCUACUGCGGCUCCUGAGACCGGCCCCGUAAAAAGCAUCGUGUGGAGUCACGGAGAUAACAUCGCCAUCGAGUGGGACGGACAAAGCACGGAGGUGUAUCUCCAGUUCAAAAACCGCACUCGGCUGAACUACGCCAACGGGGAGUUGACCAUCACGGGGUUGAUUCAGAAUGACAGCGGCAGGUACACACCCGAGAUCAACUUUGUCUCCACUGGACCGACUCGUCUCGCUGUUCUAUUGCCCGUCCCUGAGCCUACUAUCCAAAAGUCCUGUGAUGCUGAGAUGACGGAGUGCACUUUGACGUGUGCUGGCAACACCACAGGUGCCGAACCCGUCACUUACACCUGGAAGUUUGGCGAGUCCGUGAAAACCAACUUGCCCAAGGACUACAAAGUUCAAAAAGACAGUUUGGGCGAAGACGAGAUCAGCUGCGGGCUGCAGAAUCCAGUCAGCAAAAAUGUCAGCCCGUCUAUUCCCAACCCGUUCCACACUGGCGGAGAGAGCAUGAAGCUCAACACGGGACUGACGGUCUUCAUCUGUAUGCUGACUGCAGUGGUACUGCUGGUGCUCUUACACAAAUGUAGAACAGGCAUGUGGUUCUUCCAAAAAGAGUCCAAUCCGUGGGAAGCAGACUUCUGGAGGAGGACGGAGAGGCAACGCGGAGACGCUCUUGAAUCAAACGGCAGAACAAGCCAUCAAGAAAAAGCACAAACAGAAGAAGAGGAAGCACCAAUGACAUAGGUGGUCCAAAACCUUGCAUUUAGCAGCAAUCUGAUGGUGGUUAGUGUGAGCGAGAGCCAUACCAUAACUGUCUACCGCCCCGAUUUUGCCAGGAAAUCCCUAUUUUGUCCUUUUUUUCCCAGCAACUUCCUGGUCCCGUUUACCCCCCCUCCAAUCCCCUGGAUUUUGCGCUCCAUGAAAAGCUAUCGGGUCCGUUUGACUCAAGCCUCGCGUGGCGAGUUGCAUGUUACGUGAGUCAAUCAAAUCAAAAACACGAGAGAUGAUGUACAUGAAGACGACGGAGUAGACAUCUCUGCCAACUUUGUGCAAAUAUCUUAAAAAAUGGGAGACAUUAUCUUUACCUAAAGAGCAAGCAGCUAGUCACACUACAUUCACCUCAUGCUUUCUGUAACAUUGAGGAAGAUAGGUUAGCCAGCCUAAAAAUGUCUCAACUAGGGAUGUUCCGAUCAGGGUUUUAUGCUGCCUAUUCGGUCGAUACCAAUCACAUGUAUUUCUUUACAUUUUUAUGAUGAGUGCUAUUGACUGUGUAAGAAUAUCAAUAUAGUGUUUAAACUUCCUUAUUUUAGUUUAUUAAAUACAAUUAUUUGAUAUAAAGUCAAUAAUGCACACUAACUUUAAACCAGUUCAUUAUUUUAGUUUAUUAAAUACAAAUAUUUGAUAUAAAGUCAAUAAUACACAAGAAUUGAAAAAAACUAAACUACUACUCUUUUAAAUCCUUUGGUUUUUGCCUUCAACGUCCUCCUGUGUCCAAGGAAUAGUUCGCUAAAUGUGUAAACAUUAAAGAAAACAACAAAACAUUAUUUUGGGAAAAUUAAAAUAUUGACCUACUGUAAUCACUCUAGUAUCGAUCAUAUACUGAUACUACCUUUUAGUAUUGACACUGCCAACCAAUUUAUGGAUGAUCCGCUCGCUAACAUGUACUGUGAUAAGGCUGACACACCAAGAGUUGUUAAAUUAUCCUCUCUCUCAAUUAGCUGCUAGUUGCUCGUCAGUUGGGGGACUAAAAAUAAAUACAGUGUCAGAAAGAGGGGAUCGACGUUUUUGAUCGACAUUAAGGCAUUUGCCGAUCAAAUACUUAUAUGUGAAUCGGUCAAUACUUACUGCUGGCCGAUCGAUCGGCACAUCCCUAGUCUCAACCAUAAGCAUUUACGAAAUGUAACAGGUUUUCUCCCUUGGGAAGCCUUAUAUAUUUCAUAUAUUAUGAUAAUAUCAGACACACUAAAAACAUAUGGUGCAGUAGUUAGUGACACUAUGUUGUGAUUCACAGGAUAUGGGUUUGAGUCCUGUUAAAAACCAUUUUAUUUAACACGUAUUAUAAUAAAAGUGUUUUGAAUGUCUA